AUGUCCGAGGACCUCAAGGCGCACGCCGCCUCCAGCCAAGACUUCUACGCCCUACUAGACCUCUCGCCAGCCGCCAGCGAGUCCGAAAUCCGUCGCGCCUACCGACGAACCGCAUUGAAAUACCACCCCGAUAAAAUCUCCAAUCCAUCCCAGUCAGAUUUCGAAAAGUUCCACCUCCUCCAAAUCGCCAACGAUGUUCUCUCCGACCCGUCGGUGCGGCAGCUCUAUAACAAUGCGCGCGAGGCGCGCAUGCGCAAGCAGCGCGAGCGGGACAUGAUGGAUGCCGCGGAGCGCAAGAUGCGCGAGGAUCUAGAAGCUGGUGAGCGGGCAGCUGCUGCGGCUUCGAGGAGUGGUCCGCAGGGCGUUAAGAGACCGUGGUCGAGCGCUGCGGACGAUGCGACGGAGCUAGAGCUCCAGCGAAAAAUCGAACAGAUCCAGGAAGAUGUGCGUCGCCGACGAGUGGCGAUGCAGGAGAAGAGGCAACGGGAGAUAGAGGAGGAGAAUAAGCAAGCGCAGAAGGUGGAAGAGGAGGAACCAUUGGCCCAGCAGCCUGCGCAGCGGACUGGUCGGCCUCACGAAGGCAGUGUUUCGGAGGAAGAUCGAUCGGUCAAGGUACGCUGGGCUCGUGAAGGGCGGGGAAUUGAUCUUGAUGCACAAUGGCUGAAGUCACUGCUUGCGCCAUUUGGAAAGGUCGAGAACACUGUGAUGCUUAAAGAUAAACGAGUGCGCGUCGAGGGCAAGAAGGGCAAGGUUACCCUCGGCACUGGUCUCGCUGUCUUCGCGUCUAUCGUUCAUGCCCAUGCCGCGGUGCUGGAUAGCAAGCUGAAGAUUCGCCAGGCCGAUGGUGACUGGGCUCUCGUUGAAUCUGUGUCGUGGGCCUUUGGUAGCGGGCCCGAUCUGAAGUCCAGCGCCAACAACGAUAGAACGACAACGUUCGAAGAGCCAUCAUCUACGAAGAACUCAAUACCGUCCACUUCCACUCCAUCUUUCACAUUUCCCGCGUCGAAACCGGCUCCGAAAGAUGGCAAAGCCCCUACUUUCGGCUCGUUCGCCUCUGCGGCCGCAUCCAUGAAUGCUCCCAAUGCAUCAUCUUUCAAACCAUCUCCUGGUAUUGUGCCUAGCUUUGAGGAAGCGACGCUCAUGCGUUUAAGAGCUGUACAGCGAGAAAAGGAAGAGCGGAAGGCCCUCGAAGAGCAACUUGCGAGGGAAGAUGCAGAGGCCGAUGCUGCAGAGGCCAAAGCUAAAGGCUCCUCAAACACAGCCUGA
Penicillium maclennaniae is the source of this 1266-nucleotide messenger RNA. Its product is annotated as putative cell cycle control protein (Cwf23). The coding region runs from base 1 to 1266 and encodes 421 amino acids. Lineage: Eukaryota; Fungi; Ascomycota; Eurotiomycetes; Eurotiales; Aspergillaceae. Gene Ontology annotation, biological process: spliceosomal complex disassembly. The record is from RefSeq and is a predicted model, not a curated record. The transcript has a single exon. Gene Ontology annotation, cellular component: spliceosomal complex.